Messenger RNA from Aphis gossypii (cotton aphid), 3653 nucleotides. It is a transcript of the gene Syx1A, whose product is annotated as syntaxin-1A. Gene Ontology annotation, molecular function: SNARE binding; SNAP receptor activity. The transcript has 10 exons. Gene Ontology annotation, biological process: exocytosis; intracellular protein transport; synaptic vesicle fusion to presynaptic active zone membrane. Lineage: Eukaryota; Metazoa; Arthropoda; Insecta; Hemiptera; Aphididae. Gene Ontology annotation, cellular component: presynaptic active zone membrane; endomembrane system; SNARE complex. Bases 268 to 1173 code for a protein of 301 amino acids. The record is from RefSeq and is a predicted model, not a curated record.
CUCGCAGGUCUGCCGCUGACAGUGCUGUAGUUAGGAAGUAUGUAUUGAUUUUUAUCUCGUCCCUUUUUCGAGUUUUCCGCACGUUCGGAGUUUAAUAUUAUAAAAGUUAAUUUUUUUAUCGUUUUUCUCAGUUAUUUUUUUUAAUCUAUAUUAUAGUGUUAUUUAUACUUGUGUCUGUUUCACCGUUUUUACCAAAUGACGCGUUUAUGAGACCCAACCGUUUUCGGCUAGUCUGUGUAUCUAUUUCGCGUUUCCAUACUGUAAAUAAUGGCUAAAGACAGGCUAGCGGCUUUAAAAGCGGCUCAAAGUGAUGAUGAAGAAGGAGGCACCGAUGAUGUGGCUGUUAGUUUGGAAGGCCGGCAAGAUGGAUCGGGAGCUGGAUUUAUGGAUAAAUUUUUUGAAGAGGUGGAAGGUAUCCGAGGGAUGAUAGAUAAAAUCCAAGCAAAUGUGGAAGAAGUGAAGAAAAAACAUAGUGCAAUUUUAUCUGCUCCUCAGACUGAUGAAAAAGUGAAACAAGAGCUGGAAGAUCUUAUGGUGGAUAUAAAAAAAACUGCUAAUAGAGUCCGUGCCAAACUCAAAGAAAUUGAACAGAAUAUAGAAGCAGAAGAGCAAUUGAACAAAUCGUCAGCAGAUUUAAGAAUACGCAAAACUCAACAUUCAACAUUAUCACGUAAAUUUGUUGAAGUGAUGACAGAAUAUAACCGUACACAGACAGAUUACAGAGAACGCUGUAAAGGUCGAAUUCAAAGGCAAUUAGAAAUAACGGGAAGAACAACUACUAAUGAUGAACUUGAAGAAAUGUUAGAACAAGGAAACCCGGCUGUAUUCACGCAAGGCAUAAUUAUGGAAACACAACAAGCUAGGCAAACAUUGGCUGACAUUGAAGCCAGGCAUGCUGAUAUUAUAAAACUGGAAAACUCAAUCAGAGAACUUCAUGAUAUGUUCAUGGAUAUGGCAAUGUUGGUAGAAAAUCAGGGCGAAAUGAUUGAUCGAAUUGAGUAUCAUGUUGAACACGCCGUGGAUUAUGUACAGACGGCAACUCAAGAUACUAAGAAAGCGUUAAAAUAUCAAAGCAAAGCGAGAAGAAAGAAAAUCAUGAUCCUGAUAUGUUUGACAAUUCUCAUUGUUAUUCUUGGAGGAUUUGUGAUGAGUUUUCUUCCCAAGCUCCAUUAAUAGAUCUUCGUGAAAAUAAGUAAGCAUAGAGCAAUUUUUUGACGGGUACAUCCGGCAGAGCAGUCACUCAAUACAUACUAGUUCUUCGGCUUGUAAAGACUGGAAUAGUGUACGAAAAACAACAUUUUAUUCAUUUAAUUUAUUUAAUUUUUAUUUCCUUUUCCUGCCUAAAAAAAAAAAAAAACAAGUAAAAAAGUCUAUGUGAUUUAUUUAUGAACGCUGUCUGUCCUGUUUUAAAAGUAACUAUAUUAUAAUAUUUAUUGUUUUUUAAAACCUCUUUCUUAAUUAUUAUAGUUAUAUUGUUAUUGAUAAAAUUAUUAGAUUUUUAAAACCAAUUUAUAUAUCUAUAUAUAAUAAUUAUUAACUAUAUAUUAUAAUAUAGAAAUUCAUGUGAUAAUUCGUUAAGAUAUUCAAAAAAAUUUGGCUUCCUCGUUUUAUCAUUUUAUAAUUUCUGCAGUGCGAUGCGUAGGUGAAUUGGAAAUAAUGUCAAUUUUUAAAUAAAAAAAAAAAAAAAUAGUUGUUUUGUUCUACUUAAGUAUUAUUCAUCAGUAUAUGCUUUAGAAGAACUAAUGUAUUGUUUUUACAUUGAUUUUCUUUUGAGAUUAUUAUUUUUUGUGUUAGUUUUAGUAAAUUCCAUAAUAGUUUAAAUUAAGUAAAAGUGCCUUGGAGUAUAUAGCCAUCAUCCACAGAAUUUAGACAUUAAAGCUUAUUAAUAUUUGAAAACGCAUAUUAUUAUCAAUACUAAUAUACAUUAUUUAUGUAUUAUUAAUGUUGUAAUUCUAAAUUUAACAUUUUUUUUUUUUUUAAUUAUAUUAUUGUUUAAUUUUAAAAAUUUCAUUCUCCUUCACCUUUUUAUUAAAAUAAUGGUAAUAAUAAAUAACAAAACUGUUAGAAAUGUAUAGCCAUUCAAAGUUUCAUGAAGUGUUUACAUAAUACAUGUUUUCUCAACAUAUAUUUUGUAGAUCUCAAUUUACUACUAAAUUUCUAACACAAAGUGGAAUUCGCUCAAGAUAUAUAAUUUAUUUCUGAAAAGUAAUUUUUUUUUAUUUUGAUUAUUUACACAUCUCAUUUGACAAUAUUAUGUCUUAAUCAAUUAUUUUUUAUUUUUCCUGUGUAAGAGUGUUACCUAUUUUUAUUUUAAACUACUAUAUUAGUAUUUUCAUAUUUAAUUAAUUUUUUAAAACUAAUUUAACAAUUAUAAUGUAAUUUUAAAGAUAUUUGGUACUAUGCUUUUUUUCUUGAUAUUCUAUGUUUUUAGUCACAGUAUUCGUAUUUACAGACUUUUUUUUACAAUGUAUUUUAAAUUAGAAAAAGUAUAAAUACAUACAAUUUUACUGUAAAUACAUUUAAUUAUACUACAUGUUUUGCCAUAUUGCUGUUAUUGUGUUCUAAUCAAAUUACAAUAUUAAUAAUUAAUACCAUUUUUAGGAAAAAAAAUAGAUUAUUUAUUAAACAUUUCAUAAUAUUAUUAUUCUCUUUAUUUAUUUAUUUAUGUUUUUGUUUUAUUUUAUUAUUAUUUGUUAAUGAUAGAAAUGUAAUUUACAUUUUCAAUCAGAAUAUACAAUUUUAUAGGUUAGAGGACUAUUUUCGUUUUUUUUUUUUUUUUUUUUAAUUAUAGAAUAUUAUAUUAUGAAUAUCUAAAAUAUAAAAAUUGUACAGUGAAAAUUGUUUCUUGUUAAAUUUGUUGAUCUUUGCCUAUAAUUGUAGUGAAGAUAUUAAUUUUUUUUAAUGUUUAAGUGUUAAUAUUGUAAAAAUAGUGCAAUUUAAGUCUUUUUAAUAAAACAAUUUGUUUUUAUUAGUGAUUAAGAGAGCAUUUUAUUAAAUGAUACAGAAAAUCAUCAAUAAGAUUUUUUUCUUUUUUAAAUUCUUACAGCCUAAGUUAUAAAAUUAGUACGUCAAUUUUGUUUUUAAUUAAUAAGUAAUUUUAAUAGGGCCAUGACAAAUAGUUUUUUUUUUGCACACUUAGCUUUACAAUAAAAUCAAUUGAACAAUGAAAUUUGAUAUUUGAAAGAAAAAAAUGUUUAGUGUUCUAAUCACCAUUAACCCAUUGGGCACUUAAUAUAUUCCAAUGUCAUUUUUCUUUUGUCAAUAUAACUUGUACUUAUCACAUCUAUUUUGUGUACUUUGUUUUGACACAUUGUCAAUCAUAUUUUUAAACAAAAUCAUACUACUAUUUAAUUGUAGUUGUUUUAGCAACAUUUUAAGAUGUUUUUCUGUUUUACUUGAAGUAUUUAAAUUUUUUGCUAUACAUAUUAUAUUUUUUGUAUGAUCUAUAUAGUUUAAAAGUAAAGUAUUAUAAUUAUUGUAGAUUUUUUUUUCUAAAAAAUAAUAAAAUGUUGAUGUCUGGUCAUAAAUACAUUUUUUUAUUGACCAUUGUCAGAAGUCAUGAUAUUGUAUCUACUUUUUAAUUUUAUCUGAUAAUAACUCAUUAUAAAGUAAUAAUAUCAAAUUGGUAAUAAACUCGUAAUAAUGUAUUAAUA